Molecule: messenger RNA, 1206 nt
Organism: Thyridium curvatum
Lineage: Eukaryota; Fungi; Ascomycota; Sordariomycetes; Thyridiales; Thyridiaceae
Exons: 5
Coding region: 1-1206 (401 amino acids)
Biological process (GO): cytoskeleton organization; cell surface receptor signaling pathway
Cellular component (GO): cytoplasm
Molecular function (GO): protein binding
Source: RefSeq, a predicted model, not a curated record
AUGGCUGCAUCACGCAGGGGUGUCCCAGGCGUAUUCAACGAGGUCAUGAGCGAGGUUAUGGUGUCUGGUGAUAUCGAUGAAAUGGCGGCCAUGAUGCGGUUCGCAAGCACACACGCACGCGAACAGCUCGUUGAUAUCGGUUCACAUUGUUUCGCCAGAGGUGCUUUCAAAAACUACCUCCGCCACAUACACCUUGAAUCUCGUCAGCGUUUCCUUCAAGAUGCAGCCAUGUUCGCAUUGCUCGAGUGGGGUCCACUUGAGAGGAAAGUCAUCGUCGAGAAGAUCAAGGCAACAAGUACCGCAAGCCUCGCGCCACCUCUGAGCGAGACCGAGCUUGUCCAGCAAUUGGUUCUGCAAUUCCUCCAGCAUGAUGGCUAUGUAGAAACGGCUCGGGCUUUUGCCGAGGAGAUCCAACAAGAGAAGCAGGCUCUGAGCCCGGACCAGGACGCCGAGAUCAAGGGCAUCAGCAUCGCAGAUGACGAGAAUGCGAACAACAGACAACGCAUCCGGAGAGCUAUCCUGGAAGGAGACAUUGACUGGGCUCUUCAAUUGACCCAGAAGUUCUACCCCCGAGUCCUUGAGAACAAUGAGCAAGUGCACUUCCGGCUCCGGUGUCGAAAGUUCAUCGAGAUGAUCCGCCGGGAGGCCGAGCUCACCAUGACGGGCAGCAAGGGUGUUGUUGGCUCCGCCGGUGUCAAGAGCAACGGCCACCAUCACAACCUUGCCAUGGAUAUUGACAGCGAGGAGCAAGAGCAAGGAGAUGAGGACGAGGACGAUGAUGAGGACGAUGACGACGACGCGGCUAUGCACGGACAACAGCACGAGCAGAAGCACCAGAGCAGCGCGAUGGAGCAGCAGAUGGCGGCGCUCGAGUACGGACAGAAGCUGCACGCCGAGUUCGGGAGUGACCCGCGGCCGGAGGUUCGCAAGGCGCUGGACGAGAUCUUCUCGCUCAUGGCGUACGCCAACCCGCUGGGCCAGCAGGAGGUGGCGUACCUGCUGGACCGCAAGGGCCGCGCGACCGUGGCCGAGGAUCUCAACUCGGCCAUCCUGCAGUCGCUGGGCCUGUCGUCGCGGGCGGCGCUCGAGACGGUCAUGGCGCAGACGACGGUGUUGCUCGAGGACCUGAGGCAGGACGGCGGCCCGGGCACGUUUGUCACGCUGCGGGACGUGCUGGGCCAGAUUCCUGCUUCGCAGCCGUUUUGA